Centropristis striata (black sea bass) is the source of this 4640-nucleotide messenger RNA. It is a transcript of the gene tcf12, whose product is annotated as transcription factor 12. The record is from RefSeq and is a predicted model, not a curated record. Gene Ontology annotation, cellular component: transcription regulator complex. Lineage: Eukaryota; Metazoa; Chordata; Actinopteri; Perciformes; Serranidae. The transcript is spliced from 21 exons. Gene Ontology annotation, biological process: regulation of transcription by RNA polymerase II. Bases 178 to 2334 code for a protein of 718 amino acids. Gene Ontology annotation, molecular function: RNA polymerase II cis-regulatory region sequence-specific DNA binding; DNA-binding transcription factor activity, RNA polymerase II-specific; protein dimerization activity.
CAAACCAAAAAUGUCUGCCUAAGGGAAACUCGUAACUGAUAUAUAGAGGAUAUUCAGCCAGCCAUUGCCGUUUAAACCCACAUUUCGCUCUUUUUGAGGCGUGUGGCCAGAAAGCGAGUCUUCACCAGAUCACCCUAGUCGGGAUUUGAAUCGGAAAAAGGUCUCUAGAUCGCCAGGAUGAAUCCUCAGCAGCGGAUUGCCGCUCUCGGAACAGACAAGGAAUUAAGUGACCUGCUGGAUUUCAGUGCGAUGUUCUCUCCUCCUGUGAGUGGAGCGAAGAACAGGCCCACCACACUGGGAAGCAGUCAGUUCACUGCAUCAGGUCUGGAGGAGCGGACCAGCCAAGCGUCCUGGGCCCCAGGUGCUGAGACCAGUCCCCCCUAUGAGUCCUCGCGGGGUUUCGCUGACAGCCCUCAUUACAGCGAUCAUUUGAGUGACAGUCGAUUAGUGUCUCAUGAAGGAUUGUCCCCAACACCUUUCAUGAACUCCAACAUAAUGGGUAAAUCAGAGAGAGCUCCGUUUCCUGGCUUCGGGAGGAAUCCUGGAGCGGCCAGCGGACAGCCUUCCUCUGGGAGGUCGGAGGUCGGGUUGGCGAGUCCGAGUCCGGGGACUCCGUCGGGGAAGUCGUCUGCUUCUUUCUACUCCUUCACUGCAGCCAAUCCCAGGAGACGCUCGCUACCGGAGCCCUCGCCCGCCGAUCCUCAAACAAAGAAGGUUCGCAAGGUCCCUCCUGGCCUGCCUUCAUCUGUGUACGCACCGUCUCCAAACUCAGAAGACUUCAACAGAGAUUCACCUUCUUACUCGUCUCCUAAACCCUCCAGCAGUAUGUUUGCAAGCACUUUCUUUGACGGUACCCACAGUUCGUCUGACCCGUGGAACUCGUCCAAUGGGAUCAGUCAGCCCGGCUACGGGGGAAUGCUCGCCGGAUCUUCAUCUCACAUGCAGCAGUCAGGAAACUACAGCAGCCUGCACGCACACGACCGCCUGAAUUACCCCGCACACUCCGUGUCUCCAGACAUCAACUCCAGUCUUCCUCCCAUGUCCAGCUUCCACCGGAGCAACUCCAGCACUUCACCAUUCGUCACCGCGGCACACACCCCCAACGCCAGCGCCGCCGACCCCGGGGUCAUGGCUGCUGCUAACCGGGGGAAUGCCACUGGAAGCUCCCAGACCGGAGACGCACUGGGCAAGGCCCUGGCCUCGAUUUACUCCCCCGACCACACCAACAGUAGUUUCCCCUCCAACCCGUCCACACCGGUCGGUUCUCCUUCACCUCUGACGGCCCCAGCAGGAGCUGCCUCAGCGGGGACCGUGGUGACUGCUGCCGGUCCCCCGACUGGAAGGCCAGGUACCAACCAGUGGCCCCGGGCCCCCGGACAGACCCCCUCCUCCCCCAACUAUGAGAACUCCCUCCACUCCCUGAAAAACCGAGUUCAUCAGCAGUUACAUGAGCAUCUCCAGGAUGCCAUGUCUUUCUUAAAGGAUGUCUGCGAGUCUCGGAUGGAGGAUCGUCUGGACAGACUGGAUGAUGCAAUCCUGGUCCUGAGGAACCACGCCGUGGGCUCCACCGCCAGUCUGCCCGGCGACAUCCACAGCCUGCUGGGACAGGCUCAGAACGGGCCAAUCGCAGCUCUCGGAGCUAACUUCCCUGCUUCUGCAUUGGCUCCGAGCCGGACAGCAGCGAUGGCUGGAGGCCACGCUGAUGAUGCUGCCAGCCUCAACAACAGCCACGGAGGUCUGGCCAGCUCCACAUCCACGUCCACCGCAGAACUCAACCACCAACUGGAGACAUUCAGAGGUCUUGCUUCAGCCUUGUCGGGACAUCUGCCCUCCACCCUGGAGCUGAAGGUGGAGAAACAGGACAAAGACGACAUGAACGAUAAUCUCUCCAACGACGACAAGUCAGACGACGAGAGCGACAGGAAAGAUAUGAGGACACCCAGAGGAGGAACACGCACCAGCAUCACGGAGGACGAGGACCUGAACCCGGAGCAGAAGGCGGAGCGGGAGCGAGAGCGGAGGAUGGCCAACAACGCCCGCGAGCGUCUGAGGGUCCGAGACAUCAACGAGGCCUUCAAGGAGCUGGGGCGCAUGUGUCAGCUGCACCUGAAGAGCGAGAAGCCGCAGACCAAACUCCUGAUCCUGCACCAGGCCGUAGCCGUCAUCCUCAACCUGGAGCAGCAAGUCAGAGAGAGGAACCUGAACCCCAAAGCAGCCUGCCUUAAGAGACGGGAGGAGGAGAAAGUGUCGGUGGGCUCCGGAGACGGCCAACAAGGCCACACGGGGGUCCACCAGGGUCUGAGCGACACAUCCAACCCCAUGGGACACCUCUGAGCUCAGACAGAUCAAAGUGAUCCACAUCAUUUCUGUCCCGUCGGAGGAGAACAACACAAUCCAGCCUAAAGACUGAAGAGGAGCCCAGCCUCCACUUUCCAUCUGCAAAUUUCUCCCCACGAUUAUAAAAAAAACAACAUAAACCAGCAGAUAUGACUGUCUGCUAGCAGUGCUGCUGCUGGUGAACAAUCAGAGACGGAUCUCCUCCUCCGACCGACCGGCCGGCCGACGGGGGAAAGUUGCCUUGUGCCUAAACUGAAUUGACGAAUGCAUUGUAACAGCAAUUUUUUGUUUGUCUUUGUUUCUUUUUAUUUUCUAUUUAUUAUGUUAUUGAGCUAUAAAGUGUAUGUCUAAAGGGAAAGUUGAGUAAAUUCAAAGAGAAGUAACGCAGCUUGUCAGUUGAUCUAAAGUUUGCCAGAGUCUCUCCACCCUGCUAUGAUUUAACCUUUUUUCAGCACUGAAAGAUUAAUUUAUUGGCCAGUUUAGAGCGAUAUUUAUACCCCCGACUAAAAAAAUCUUUAGCCUAGUCUUUUAGUAAUGAGGGCCCCAUUUGAAGAAAAAAACCAGAUAUAUUAUUUAUAUUUAUAUUUUAUACAUUCUGCCACUGUAACCAAAACUACCUAUGUUUGUUUCUGUGUAGUUUAGAUUAGUUUCUGCAGAAAAAUCGGCCGACGUACGACUAUAAUAUGUCCAGAGAGGUGACAGACUGAUGGCGAACUCUAGGUUUACUGAAAGCUCACAUGUGUAGAUGUUUUUGGGUUUUUAACCCUUUGAUGAACAACAUAAAAACACCUUUUAAUGCACAACAUGGAUCAAAAAUGGGUCGAAAAAUCAUCCAAAUUUGAUUUAAAAUUAAAUGGCCUAAUACUAGAGUAAUAGCAAUUUGUUUCAAAUAGUUACUUUAGCAGUAAGAGAGGCCAAACACUCAUAUAUUUAAUAUAUUUAACAUGUUUAUGUAUCAUUUUGUCACACAUAUAGGCUACAAUGUAUCUGGAAGCAAAUUUUUUUACGUUUCAGCCUUAUUCCAAAAUUGAUUAAAUUCAUUUUUCCUUAAAAUUAGACACACAAUACCACAUAGUGAAUUUUUUUACCCAUACAAAAGGGGUUUUUAUUCAAAAAAUUAACAAUUUGAGUAUAUGUGUAACUAUGUUUGUCUUAUUUUGAAGGUUUAACUUUAAAAGAGUUGUUAGAACCACCAGAUUACAUUGGAAAAUCACAUAUUUUAACAUUUGAGACUUAUUAGAGCCACCAAAUAAUAAUUUCCAUUGGAAAAAACACCAAUUUAACAAAAUAAGAUAGUUAAUAUUUGUGUCUUCUUUGUCAGGUUUUAAAUUGGUGUCAACAUAUAAACACCUUCUAAUGCACAACAUGGGUCAAAAAUGACCUUGUGCAUUAGAAGCGUAGUGAUAAAAAAAGGAUUUUUACUCAAAAAGUAAGAAAUGAAAACAAAAAAUUAGGAUUUAUGAUGAUCAUAAACAAGUUAUUUGAGGAAAACCUGCAAUACUGGAAGAUGAAAUUAAUUUAUUGCAAAGAUAUAGAAUAUAAAAACUCAGUCGGGUCACUUUAGACCAUGUUGUGCAUCAAAGGGUUAAUCCUCAGUAGUGAGCAGUGAAAAUACAGAGAGCAAACUGUUUGCAGACCUUUUAGCAUUCCCUGCAUAUUUUUUAGUGUCUUAACUAAAAUAAAGGGGACUCCGUGGCCCUUCCCUUUGCCAUAUAGUGUUAAAUAUAAGCAGUGACAUGUUUUAUUUUUGCAGAUUCUGGUCUUUUUUCAGCCUCCUGACACUUACAAGUGGCUUGUUUUUGUCAUGUUUCCACCAGCAGCUGAUCAGAGAUUCCUUCAUUAAGACGUAGUUAAAGAAAAACUAAGAAAAAACUAAGAAAAACAAAAAAAAGACUAUGACGACGACCACACGUUCUCCUGGCCUGAUGAACAACAUUUCAUUUUCUCAAGACAUUACAUUUCAAAAAACGCAGUUAUUCUGUUGUAGUUAUGCUUAUUUUGUGUCAUUUUCUGGCAACACUUUAUAUUAAGGUACACAUAUUCAACGUUAGCUGGUUAUUAGCAUGCAAAUUAGUAACAUUUUGGCUCUUAAUUAGUCAUUAUUAAGUAGUUAUUAAUGCCUUAUUCUGCAUGGCCUUAUUAAAAAAAACUGCUCAAACCAAUUAUUCCGUUAUUAAAAUAGUUGAUGAUUAAUUUAAUAAUCGAUUAUUUUUCAAUUAAUCGUAAUUAGUUGUUACGAUCUUAAUAUGCUUUAUAAUAUGGACUUUAUAAGGUGGUAGUUAUGUAGGAACAGACUAUAUUCA